UUAGACGUUAAAAAUAGACGAUUGAUUAAUUAAACAUUUGGAAGAUUCAGAUGAAAUAGAACCCUGACAAGAUAACAAAAAUUAAUAUGACACAAGAAAGUGAUCAUAAAUCAAAAUUGGUCGAUAAGAGACGCACAAAAGACUUGCCACCCACAAAGGUUGUUGUUCGAAGACUGCCACCAUCGUUGACAGGAGAGACAUUUUUAGAGCAGGUCUCACCUCUGCCAAACUAUGAUUUCUUUUACUUUAUGAAAGCUGACCUUAGCCUUGGUGCAAGUGCCUUCUCUCGGGCAUACAUAAACUUUCAGAAUUAUGAAGACAUUGCAAACUUCAGGGACAAAUUUGAUGGUUACAUAUUUGUUGAUGCCAAAGGCAAUGAGUACCCAGCCAUCGUGGAGUUUGCAACCUUCCAGAAAGUACCAAAGAAAAAAAUGAGGAAACCAGAUUCCAAAAAAGGAACAAUUGAACAGGAUCCUGACUAUGUGAAGUUCUUGGAUUCGCUGACAAACCCCGAGACAGAAGAGGUGGUAUCGUUAGAUACUUACCUUGAGCAACUAGAGGCAAAGGAACGAGAGGCCAAAGCCACCAAAGGUGGGCCAAAAGUCACCACACCACUGAUAGAAUUUAUUAAGAAGAGGCGAGAAGAAAAAAGAAAUUCUAUUUUGAGGGCAAGAGAAGAAAGAAGAAAGCGUGAACUGGAACGGAAACAGAUGCGAGAUGAUGAAAGAAGAAAAAGGAAAGAACGCGAAGCAGAAAGAGAGAAGGAUAGACAAAGACAGAAAGACAGACUGAGGGAAAGAGAAAAGGACAGACAAGAAGAGAAAAGCAAGGAUGGUCCAGUCAAGCUUUUAAAAAAUGUGGAGAGGGAUACUGAUGGAGAUGAAAACAAAAACGGUAAAAUAGAAAGUGAUAAGUCUGACAGUAAAUUAAAUGAUAAACAGAGUGAUAAAUCUGCUAAUGAUAAAUCUAGUGACAAAAAUAGUGAACCGAAAAAGGAUAAAGAAAGUGUGGGUACUGACAAAGAUAGUAAAACUAAGGAUGAUAAAUCCAAACUAAGAUUUUCUAAGGAGAAUAGAGAAAAGCAAAGAGAACAACGAGAAGGAAGAGACAGAAGAGAUGACAGAGAAAGAGGAAAAUCUAGUCCAGCAAAGAAUGAACGCCCAAGGUCAGGUAGAGAUGAACCAAGAGAUAGAGAUGACCGCCGAGAUGACCGUCGACAGGACAGACAAAGGCCAAAAUCUUACAGGGAAGAUAGAGACAGAAGGUUAAACAGAGAUCAAGAUUAUUACAGGGAUGAAAGACCUCGAUCUGGGCCUCCAAGGAGAGAUGAUCGGAGGUACAGGGAUGAUUAUAGGGAUACUAACAGAAAUAAUAAUAAUAGCCGGGAUUCCCAAAAAUUGGGUGCAGGAGGUAAUUCGAGAUCUGACAGACUAAGUAAUAAAUAUGAUUCCAGGGACAGAAAACCUGAUAAGGAGUCUACAAGGUCGGACAGUUCUGAUAAGGGAUCUAAAUCUGUGAAAUCGGAAGGAGAUGUGAAGAGUAGUUCUACAGAACCAGCAAAAUCUGUAAAAGAGAAGGACUCGAGUAAACCUGAGAGAGAGAGAACAAAGCCUGAGUCAGAGUCUAAAACACAUGAAGACAAUUCCACUGAUGGAACAGCUACAAAAGAUGGUGAACAAGGAACAGCGUCCGAUAGACGGAAAAGAAAGGAUCGCCCAGAAAGAGCAAUAUAUGAUCCGAGGAAGGCAGCGGAGAGGAGACAAGGGGCAAAAAAGGAAGGUAGCAGCAAGGAGGACACAAGUCCAAGGGACAGUCCGAGAGAGAGUUCUCAACCGAAAGAUGAAGGAACUCCUGUAUAGGAUGAUAAACUUUAUCACAGUGAUAUAGUUUGACUGCAGAUUGUGCGUUUUAGCGCUUGAAAAUGACUUAGACUGGCAAUUUUAUUGCUUUUAUGCAAGGGAAUGUGGGUGGUGAAAGAUGUGUACUUAAAAGAUGGAGAGAAUACAUUGUGUUGAACAAAUGUAGUCUGGAAACAUUUAUUGCUGGUGUUGUUUUGUUCAGUUUAUGAAUAAAUAUUGUCAAAUUA
Mercenaria mercenaria is the source of this 2086-nucleotide messenger RNA. RefSeq names its product regulator of nonsense transcripts 3A-like. Gene Ontology annotation, biological process: positive regulation of translation; nuclear-transcribed mRNA catabolic process, nonsense-mediated decay. The coding region runs from base 87 to 1859 and encodes 590 amino acids. Gene Ontology annotation, cellular component: nucleolus; cytoplasm. NCBI's taxonomy places the organism in Eukaryota, Metazoa, Mollusca, Bivalvia, Venerida, Veneridae. Gene Ontology annotation, molecular function: mRNA binding. The record is from RefSeq and is a predicted model, not a curated record. The transcript has 14 exons.